Molecule: messenger RNA, 582 nt
Organism: Durusdinium trenchii
Lineage: Eukaryota; Dinophyceae; Suessiales; Symbiodiniaceae
Source: the annotation of a GenBank genome assembly
GCGCCCAAGCAGUGGAUGCUGGACAAGCUCCGCGGACGAUGGGCGCCCAAGCCCAAUGCCGGUCCCCACAAGCUGCGGGAGUGUCUUCCUCUCAUCGUGAUGCUGCGACAGCGGUUGAAGAGGGAGCUUAACCUUCUUGGAGGAGGUUUGAAAAGGAAGAGAGUUCUUCCGAGAGAUGACCUCGUCCAUCCAGGAGCUCCCUUCACGCACCGCGCUGAGCUCGUGGAGAUGGAAAUUCGGAGGAGGGCAGGCCGCGGUCCGCGGAUAUCGACCUGCCCCGUGCCAGACAGCAGAAACGAGAAGGAGGUGCCUCAGCCUGCCCCUGAGAAGCUCCAUGGCCAACCUCGCGGAGGUGUCCAGAAGUCAGCUGCGUGGGAAGCAGCGACGAUGAUGGCGCUGGGAGCCCAGACCGCGAAGGUGGUCAUCAGGAGCUCAGGGGGGCUUCUUCAGACCUGCAAGACGAGUGGAGGUGGGGCUUUCUCGCACGUGCCACGGUGGAAGGACAGUGAUGGGCGGCGCGACCUUUCUGAGACCCUCAGAUAUCGGUCGCGAUGUUCUAUGGAGAUUCAAGGCAUCCCUUGA